Molecule: messenger RNA, 7125 nt
Organism: Acanthaster planci (crown-of-thorns starfish)
Lineage: Eukaryota; Metazoa; Echinodermata; Asteroidea; Valvatida; Acanthasteridae
Molecular function (GO): gamma-glutamylcyclotransferase activity
Source: RefSeq, a predicted model, not a curated record
GUUGAAGGCGAUGUACCAUGCAGGUAGAUAUAGCAACGGACGCUUCGUGACGAACAACCCAAACAAAGUCCAGACUGUCCCAGUCCGCGGUUAAAGUAGGUCACUUUAUUCAUAUUUAUAAUCUCCUACCUUCACCAAAAAUAUCGAUUAUUUAUUCAAAUUGAGAAACUAGUUAAGCACGUUUGUGUAUGCUCAUCAAACAGUUAUAAAAACUGCCUUUAAUUCGACCACGACAACUUUUCUGAACUUUUAAAUCAAUUAAGCGGAAUAAUAAUAAUUACAAUUACAGUGAGUGUCCUUAAUCAAAGAUGGCUGACAAGUGACACUUGCGUGCGGACUCGAAAUCGAGAUCUUCGCGGGAUAUGUUUCACGUUCGUGAAGUUUCUCCGUUUAUGACAUUACUGCAAUGCAAGCAGUUAUGUCGAUUGAGGAGGUAACUAACGUAAUACCUUCCACGAUCACCUGGCGUGAGCCGGUGGAAGUAAGCCAGGUGCGGGGAGUCGACGCCGGAACGUCCCGGGCUGCCGUGGAUUCACCACGGGGAAGGGAGUCACCUGCGCACAGUGGGCACCUCUCCGACGGAGAUACACCUGCCUUGGCCAAGUUAGCCUCGCGCACACGGUUUUACUCUGGUAGUUCGCAGGGCCAUGGCUACGGUGGGCUCGCGUCGAGUAGCUCCAGUCCAAAUUUGACAUUAAGAGACCACGACCAAGCCAACACCUUCACUGAGACCACACAGAUUAUUGGAAUACAGGCUAAGUUACAAGAGAAGCCAUUCAGUGGUGGAUGUGUGUCGGAGUCGGUAAUGAUGCCGUCCGUGACAGAUGGAGUUUCACCAGGAAGCCCACAGGUUUCCCGGCAAACUAUUCGGUCAAGAGCCAGACCAAGACGGCCAGAUGAGCCUGCUCCAUUCCUUAGUGUAGACAAUUUACCAGUUGACAAAGUUAUUGUUGAGGGCAAACCACAUUCAAAAUCCAGGCUGCCAUCCGAUUCCCCUCGCAAGCCAACAACUGCAGGCAAGAAACGUCCAGACCCCCUCCUAAAUGGGACAGGGCGCAAGACUCGCUCCCCUCCCCAGUCGGCUUUUACCUCACCUGUGCCAAGGUCACCGUCAAGAGGGCAGUCCAGAGGUACACCUAGUGCCACGUCUUACAACUACAAUUCCUUCUUUACGCACAAGAGUUCAGCAUUUCUGGCAGGCCCUCCUGACCUCUGGUCCAUGGGCAACAAAUAUUGGCCCCAACAUGGCACCCCUAAUGAUCGGCAGAAACUGGCCCCGCUCCCUCAGAGUGUAGCAGCAGAGGCGUUGGCCCCAAAGCCAAAUGUUCAUGUCUCCCAGCCUUUCAAGCAUGACGUGAAUGCGGAAGUGCCAUUAGAUCGUCCCGUGUCACCCAGCCAAGACCUGAAGGAACGUAGCAUUUAUGCUCUGAGGGAGGUCACUAGAGGGCUGAACCGCCAACAGUCCCCUCCACAGAGCAGGAGAGGGGGGAGAUUACUGAAGGGGAGGUUGAAGCCACUGCAUACAUUUAAGCUUUCUGGGCCUACCAUUGAUAACUGCAAAGGCAUCCAACCAGAGGAAAUGGAUCAUGGACCCAGUGAAAGUCGGAUGUUGCAACGAAAGCGAGAACUUCUUAGCAUGCUUCCCGCUGAUAUAUUCCAGCCGCGACCGAUGACAGGAGAGUCUGUCCAUCGCACGUCCAUUGUCUCCCAGCUAUCAACAGACAGAGACAAGCAUCUUGAAGAUGAAUUGGGAAAAACAGAGGAAGGAACUGAAGACGAAACAUGCAAACUUAGUCAGGUCCUGUCUGGUGUCCGAAAGCCACCAAACAGCUUAGCCAGUCUCUCGGGUGACAACGUAUCCUACCUCCAAGAUGCCCUGACCAGCCACAUGGAAAUCCCAGGGGUACCCUACAACAGGGAUGCAGCCAGUGAACACCAGCAUGAGGACAAGGAGAGCCAAGAUGACCAGAGCAGAGUCCCUCAGAUCUCUGAGGCCUACGCAACCAGCUAUGAGAGCGGCAGCAAGAUAGAUCUGAGUUCCCAGCAGGUGGAAGAGGAGGUGACUGCUUCUGGGGAUGCCCCUGCAAGUGAGGACAAGAUUCCAGAGGAGAAAGUAGAAGAUGAGAAGGAAUCAGCUGUCAAGGAUGAGGUGAAAGCCACCAUGAGCGAUUACAUGAAUGAAGGAGGGGCAGCCAGGGUGCUCAGCGACAUGGUCCAGAGGGUCACCAACAGCGCCAAGAAGAGCACAGUGGAGGAAGACAACGCCUUGGACCAGAAAUAUGACACCUAUUUUGCUGAUACGGAGACAAGGUCUGACACUCCGACCAGCCGUACAGGCAGCAGCACACUGAUGAGGCGGCAGAGCUCAAUGGAUGACAUUGAGAUAGAUCAGGCCAGCUUUGAGCUGACCGACAUGGUGUCCGAGGAUGGCUUGGGAGAGGAUGGAAGUGUGAAACAAGCUGGCAAAGAAUCAAAUGUCGAACGUGGAUCAUUAAGCUCUUUAAGCAAAGCCAAAGAACCAAAUGAAGAAAACAGUGUAACCAAUGAUGACACCGAGUGCCAAAGCAGAGAAUAUGAAACCCCAACAAAUGAAGACUUUCAAAAAGACAUUUCUGUACAUACAAAUACAUCUGACAAUUCUUCCACAGACAAAUCAAAAGAAGAAAGUGUAAAAGAUCAUGGCAUAACAGCAAGUACGUUGUACAAGUACAUUGACAGCGGGCUUGUAGAAAAUGUACAAAAUUCAACCAGCAAUUCCAGCAUAAACGUAGAUCAAGACCUCACAUCUGCUGGAGACAGUGCAGCAGAACUGACUUUAGGGGAGACAAAUGAUGAUGGUCAAACUGUAAAUGUUAAUGACAAGGGCCUUGAACGGAAUAAAGAAGGAAAACCAACAGACACAGAAAUUGGAAGCUCGUCUGCAAAAGAUGAUGUAAAACCCCUGACAAUAGAAUCUGGCAUUCAACCCCAAGAAAAUGGCAAUGUGGACCCUCUUGCCGAACAACCAAGAGAGGUUGGUGAGAACACUUCCAAUAUUCCUGUUGCCAAGGGGGAUUUUGUGGCUGCUGAUCCAGAGGCUAGUGUAGAUACUAUCACCACUAUUCAGCUUGAUGGAAAUGGACAAAAAUCAGAAAUCACAUCCAAAGAAGGACCAGACUUGACUGUUGAGCAAAACCAAGACACAACUGGCCAUUCAGCAGAUACAGUCCUCAAUGACAUUGAUCAGGAAUCAGAGGAAGUUAAUAUAGCAGAAGUGGUUGAUAUUGCUGAUGAGAGCAAGGUGAUUACACAUUCUCAUGAAUGCAAUGGAGACAGAACUGAAUUGCCUGAUGGAGAAUGUGAAAAACCAGCAGAAGAGGACAGCAGUAAAGAGGAAACACAAGGUAAUGAGAGCAGCGGAUGUCAUGGUAACAGUUUCAAGAAAGAUGAUGAAGAUCAGGAUGGUAAUCAGGGUGGGCAAGGUGGUGGUGGUGCCCGUAGUGGUGGUGGCAGUGGUUCGGCUUGUGGGGGUGGAGAUGGUUCAGACACCAAUGGCGUGAGUGAUACUGGGAAUUCGCAAGGUAACCCACCAUCUGGAACGGGUACAGGGGGAACACAACACAGACUGAAUGAAAUAACGCAUACGCAUAACCCUGCUGAAGAAGACUGUCUAACUAUGCAAAGAGAUUCUUACUUGUACUUGGAGUCAGACAGUUUCCAGCCAAGACAGGAUGAUACCGUUAGUGACGAUUAUGAGGAUGACAUUCCUGAAGUAGAUGAGCCAGUCCUCUUCUGUGGAAUAUGUGGCCUCGAUGAGGACAUGUGUCUGUGCCCUUGCAGCACUUUCAAUGAAAAACUUGGAUCAUUAGGACACAAACAGACAAUCAAAUCUACUUCAGCUGUCAUAGACAAUAACCCAUUAACCUCAGGUGCUCCUCAAAGAAGUUACAGUGCUGCGGAAGGCCUACAAAGCACAAGAGGAAUUAAAGAAAUAAUGUACUCGUGGAGUCAGGAAGCAGAGAUUGAAGAGAAGUCAAUCCAAAGACAUCUGAUCCUGGAAUACCAGGCAAUGAUAGAGAAACCAGGGCAGAAAGGUUUCUUGAGCGAGGCACUGACAUCGCCCAGGUUCGGCCAGGGUAACCUUAUGCUCUUACAGGGUACCAAGAUGAAGUGUGGGUCAAGACAGGAGAGUGCAAAGAGGAAACCCCAGGCUUUCCUCUCAGAAUUUGAAUUCAGAAAUGACAUGUCAAGGUUGUGUAAUGGCGUCAGUGAGCAAUCUGAACAGUUGGAGUGCAGCAUGGUGUCAAAUGACAUGAUGGUGGACAGUGGAUGCUGGAGCGAGAUGCAGAGAAAAGCAUCCCCUCAGAGUGAGGAGUCAUCCAAGAAGCAGACAGAGAUAAUGUCAACAAAUGGAGAGAGCAGCGAUUGCGGUUCAGCAUACGAGGUCAAUUUGGAUCAGUCAAGACUUGAGGCAGAAACUUUGGAGGUAGUGGCCAAGCCAUUGUCAAAACCAAGGUAUCCAAGGGACACUCAUUUUCCUGCAGCCAGAGCUCCUGCUCCUCUGUGCUUCAAGAUCAAUGCCAAACCACCAUCAGGGUUCCUUUACUACUUUGCAUAUGGAGCCGACAUGAAUAAGAGCAGAAUGUCAUCUUACAUUGGCAGAGAGGCAGACCACAGACUCUGGGGUAUCUUGUUUGGCUUCCAGUUGACAUUCAACAAACGAGGUGCUGACUUGGAAGCAGGAGGAUUCCCCAAUAUUGCUUUCAGCCCAGACAGCUCAGUGGAAGGGUGUGUCUAUCUCAUAACACCCUCAGAGCUGCAGAAGUUGGAUGGCCACAUUGGAUGCCCAAAGUUCUACACGAAAGCCGUGUUUCCAGUAUGGAUGAUGAACUGCGCUGAACCAGAUGAACUGGGUGUGGCUCAGUACUGUAUCCCUGCACUGAUGUAUGUGGCUCAAGAUAAGUGGACCUUGAACCAAGAGGAAAAAGAACAAGUUGAAAGUGACUACAGCGUCGGCCAGUGCUUAAAAGGAUCAGAACUCCUGACACCAUCCUAUGUCCAGCAUAUUGCCAGUUUACGUGUACACUGAUAACGUGAAUUCAGUGUGCUCAUGAAUGACCAAAGCAACCUCCAAAGUGAAUGGAUUUUGUGGUAUUGAGUUUCUGAAACUAAUAUCUGAAAACUUUUUUCGUGUAGUCUUUUCUUGGCAUGAGAACGGUGUAAACAAUGCAAGGUGUACCCCUGUGCUCUCGUUGAAACACACUCAAAACAUGGAGUGCCAACACGAUACACCAUUUGCAUUGUUUAAGCCAUUCCAGUUCAUUCCUUGUUUGGACUAAAAAUGUCAAGUAGUCAAUUAAUGUAAUUCAAGCCAAGCUCGUAAAUGCCAGUGGCCAUGCAACCUGAUGACGACACAAUGCGAUAGACAAAAAUCAGUGUCGUGUUUUGGUUGUACUCUGUGGAACAGAAAACUAAUAAGAAACUGACCGUCUGUUGCGCUGAAUGGCCACUGCAUUUUUAAACACAUAUUUUAUCCAUCUAUCUCAAUCAGUACCAAGGGCAAGAUAAGUUGGCAGAGAACAGCAACUAUCUGAAGGUUGCUGAGUCUUUGCUCUGAUGUUUCUUGGUUCAGUAUUUACAGUCAUGUGUAAAGCUGUUCCAUUAUUGUUAUCUCGCAUGCACGAAGGUGAUAAUGAAUUUAUGUUCAAGCAAACUUGACGCACAGUAAAGAUGUUAUAUAGGGGCCUAUGCACACAAAUGCACUGCCUGUGAUUUUACAGUAAAAUUUUGCAGCUGUGCAUUUUGCUUUUGGCGUAAAAAUAGCAUAGUGAGUAAAGUCAGAACAGAUCAGUACGCUGGGUUUGACAUGGACCAUGCAACAGUUACACAUGUACAUGUAUGUCACACUGUUUGUUGCCAUGGAUCAAUAAAUCAGAACUGAGAAUUCAAGUUUGCUUGAAAAUAAGUAGCCAUCAAUAUAUUUAUCUUGGAAGUAAAAUCUUUUCCGCCCUGUCGGAUAGCGAACUUGUCCACUUACGAAGGGUUUCUUAAUGUAUUCUUUUGUAUAAAAACUUGUGCUUGCUUGUGCAUGUUAUUUAGCUUGGAUGCUUGGAAACUGAUCAUGUCACAUUUUUGUCACUGAAAUAUUCUGAAAUAUUUGACAGUUUCAAAUUUAGAUUUUUAGUGAGUAGAGCUUUCUUUGACUUCCAAAUGUCUUAAGAUUUGUAGAAAGCAGGUGAUCUCUGCAAUUCUGUGAUUCUUCAAUCAAGUUAUAAUCAUGUACAUUAUUCGUAGAUGCCGCAUCAGUAUCAAUGAUGAAAACAAGUAAGCCAUACAAGGUCUUGUGAAACAGGAAUUAUUGGCAAAUAGCUUUGCGACAUUAAUGUGACAUGGACAGGAUUGAUGUUCAAGCAAAAUGAAUGAAUAAUUGAGUUUUCAUUUUUGCAGUUUGGUUUGAGGCAAUACACAGUGCACAGGAGGAUUGCAUGCAUACAGAGCCGCACUGUUCAGCAUUUUACAAUCGCACAUGCAGCAUUAUGAAUGUGAAGCAAUAAAGACAUGUCCUGACUCGCGUUCAGUUUAAAAUUUGCAGUGAUAUUAAAUGACAACACUUUUGAUAUUUCACAUAUUUCAAUUUGGCUUUCAGAUUUUUGGUUGCAUGAUUUAAUUGUGAUUUGGAAUUUUGUUUUAAUAUCGUUUGCAUCCACAGACAAUCUUUAGUACAAUGCUAAAUCCCAAAAUGAUCAGUUUAAAACUAGAUGAUUUCAUUAGAUCCUACAUCCAUUCCUGGAUUUUUUUAGUUUUGCAAAAUUGCAAUUUGAGUGUUUGUUUAUACCAAUCUGCUUGUAUGAAGCAAUUUGAUUGUCAGCAAUUUUCAAAUUUCUUUUGUUAACUUUACUGAGAUGCACAGUAUUUUUAUUUUAUGCUAUAUUGGACAAAGCUUGUGUAACCAUCAAGAAUUUCUGAAUGUGCUUACUCUAUAGCGAUUUUAUAAUCAUGUACAUGUACAUAUUGUAUUUUUGCAAGCGCAAAUGUUUUCAUAAGAAAGCUCUAUUUAUACUGUUGAAUUUCCCACUGGUCAUUGAUGUGUGCAAGUAAUCUAAAUGCUGUUUUAUUUGAAAUAAAGCAUUCUGUGAAAAUGAUAAA